Molecule: messenger RNA, 7866 nt
Organism: Drosophila rhopaloa
Lineage: Eukaryota; Metazoa; Arthropoda; Insecta; Diptera; Drosophilidae
Gene: Wnk
Product: serine/threonine-protein kinase WNK
Exons: 11
Coding region: 598-7407 (2269 amino acids)
Biological process (GO): protein phosphorylation; intracellular signal transduction; negative regulation of sodium ion transport
Cellular component (GO): cytoplasm
Molecular function (GO): potassium channel inhibitor activity; ATP binding; protein serine/threonine kinase activity
Source: RefSeq, a predicted model, not a curated record
AAAAUUGGACAAACCCUCUGCGACUUUGUACGACAACAAGAGGUCGUACCUGCGAACCGUGCUCGGAAGGGAAGCGCCAUCAGCGAAGAUGGUACUACCUCCUGCACCACGCAACCUCAAAGGAAUACCUCCAUUUCUAGCGAGGAGCAAAUUGUGCAGGGAGCUAAUAUACAAAAGUCGGGACACCGUUCGCUUAAUAGGUCUGCCUCCUCUAGGCAAAAGCCGAACCCGACAUCAAAACUAAAAGACACACUGAGCAGAAAGCCCAAUCGAAAGCAGGACGCACUUUCUGCACACACGAGCACCAGUAGCACCACAUCGAUCCAAUCAUCACCCAUCGAGCCAGCUUCUUCUCUGCCCACGCUGCACACCACGCAUACACCACCGGCUUCCAGCAAAAGUAACCUUUUUGUGCGUGUCCUGCGACGCUUUUCCAGUAACUCCCUUUCCGGUAAGACGACGGUGAGCCCAAAAAUCGAAGUCAACGUACCGAAAGUCAACGAUAACAACAACGGCGCUCUAAAGGAACAGCAAACAACCGAUGUAGAGGUGCUUUGCUCUCUAGACAACCAGCGCAGAGAACACAAUGAGGACAAAAUGGACGUCAAAACAGAGCCUGCAGAUGCCAAGAGCCACCAGAAAGCUGGUCUAGCUUCGGGCAAUUCAAAAAAAGACAAGUCGGCUAAAAAUACGUCGCAAGCGGUAGUCUCAGACACCAAGAAAAUGGAGGCCAGGAAGUCCUCCUCAGACACGGUGAUUGAGCCGCUGAUUAAGCAGCAGGCGCCGCUGCACUCGUCCAAGACCACGCCCACGACCCUGACUGCAAACUUCGUGCAAAACAUUCGAUUUGUGCGCAAAAAUGUGGAGCAGUCGGGCAGAAACACCAAUCCGCUGCAGUUCGUUGAGCUCGAGACGGAGUUUCCGCGCGACUAUGAUGACAACAUCGAGAUGCUGUCCCGCGAGGCGGAGCACCUGGAGGAGCAGUUCCGCACGCCUACCCGUUCGAAUGCCACGGAUGCCACCGCCCAUCAGGUGGCCGGCAUCAUCGACAACAUUAUUACCGAAGCGUCACGGAGUCUUACAAUCGAAAAGACUGAAGACGAUGUGCCAUUGAAGUCCUCCACCAAGCACUCCAGCGGCGUCAAGCGCGUUGGCUUUCAGGUCGAGGAGAAGGACGAAACAGAAAUCCAGAGCGAAAAGCAGCCAAAGAGCAUCGACGAUAUAGCCAAGAAGUCGGAGAGCGCCGAGGUUAGCGUAGAGGAAGCAACUAUCACCGGGUUCUCCACGGAUGCAUCCGCAUCCCUGCUGCCCUCCACGACGACGGUGUCCACCACCUCGUCGGCCACAUCGAUCACCAAGAGCAAGAGCGAUGAGGACGAUGACCCAGUGGCCAUGUCCCCGUGCGGACGUUUCUUUAAGUACGACAAGGAGGUCGGACGCGGUUCCUUUAAAACGGUCUAUCGUGGCCUGGACACGUUGACGGGUGUUCCAGUUGCCUGGUGCGAAUUACUGGACAAGCAAGUGAAGAAAAGUGAACGCACCAGAUUCCGGGAGGAGGCAGAUAUGCUGAAAAAACUUCAGCACCCAAACAUUGUGCGGUUCUAUACGUAUUGGGAGUUUCCCAUUGGCCGCAAGAAGAAUAUAGUACUAGUCACCGAACUAAUGUUAUCUGGAACUUUGAAAUCCUAUUUGAAACGAUUCAAGAAAAUACACCCAAAGGUAUUGAAGUCAUGGUGUCGUCAGAUCCUGAAAGGCCUCAACUUCCUGCAUACUCGUCAAUUUCCUAUAAUUCAUCGUGAUUUGAAAUGUGAUAAUAUUUUUAUAACUGGCACCACUGGUAGUGUUAAAAUCGGCGACUUGGGCCUGGCAACGUUGAAAAACCGCUCCCACGCGAAAUCUGUGAUUGGUACGCCGGAGUUCAUGGCCCCGGAAAUGUACGAGGAGCAUUAUGACGAGUCAGUGGACGUAUAUGCCUUCGGCAUGUGUAUGUUGGAGAUGGCCAUCUCCGAAUAUCCAUAUAGUGAGUGCAAGGGUCCGGCUCAGAUCUACAAGAAGGUGAUCUCGGGCAUUAAACCAGCAGCGCUGGCCAAGGUGGAGGAUCCCAACGUGCGCGACAUCAUCGAACGGUGCAUUGAACUAAAGAAGGAGGAUCGGCCCAGCUGCAAUGAGCUUCUGGAAUCGGAGUUCUUCGACGAGGACAUCGGCAUACGCGUGGAGCCCACUGCUUCGGAACAGUUCCUUUCGGAUCCUAGCAUCAGCAUCAUUGAGUUUCGGUUGCGUUUUAUGGACCCCAAGAAGCGCUCGUCCCGCCAUAAGGAAAAUGAGGCGAUCCAGUUUGAGUACAACAUCCAGCACGACGAGUAUGAGCAGAUUGCGCAGGAAAUGAUGAAAGAAAAUAUUAUAUCGGAGGAUGAUUCUCGCGCAGUUGCUCGACUUUUGAAGGUGCAAGUUGUGUCGUUGCUUAAGGAACGUGCCCAGCGUCAAACUCAGAUAAAGCUGCAGAACGAGAAGUCGCGUCUGGAAAAACUAGCGUUGCAAAAGCAACGCGAGAGUUUGCCGACCAACGUCGAUGAAGAUGAGGAAGAAGAGGAGGAGUCCGAAGACGAGGAGGAUGGCGUAAAAUGGAAUCAGCGCCUGCAGCUCAAAUAUGAUCUACUAAACACUGAUUCGGAAACUAGCCUGGCUCUCUCCACGAACAGCGUCGAGCCGCAGCAACUGCCAAUACGCUCGAAUACGUCUAUCCCGAACAGUGGCAUCCAGCAGUCUGUUCAGGUCCCAGCUCCUGUGGCCGUUACCCAGUUGAUCUCGGUGCAGCCGCAGGCUAUUGCCUCACCGGCCAUUCCCAUGCAACAGAAGCCAACCGUGCACUACAUCCAACCGCCUCAGCUGGCCUCAUAUCAAAACUCGAACCCGACGAUGCAGGAGAUGACCAACAACCAGGUCAUCUCACCGACGGGCAGUCAGCAGAUGCAACAGCAGCAACCCAUUGCUGUACCAACCGUCAAUCAUCAGAUGGUGCCGCAACAGCAAGUCAAUCAACAGCAGCAGCAGCCACAAAUGAUGCAGCAAAUGCCCCAGCAAGUUCAAGUGCAGCAAGUGGCCCCGCAACAACAACAACAAACUGUUUUGCCAACGCAACAACAGCCACAAACUGUUUUGCCCCCACAACAACACGAGCAGCAACCACAACAGCAACAACAACCACUUGCAGAUCAACAAAAGAGCCACCAGAUUCCCUUGCAGCAGCAACUGCAGCAGCUAAUGCAGACCAACGUGCAAACACCGGACCUGGCACAGCAGCAGCAAAUGGCUCAACAGCAGGCCCAGCAAUAUUUUCAGCAGCAGCAGCCACAGGUGCCGGUUUCCAUGCAUCCCAAUCAACUUGCACAGCAACAGCAGGCUUACGCGAUGCAGCAGGCAGGCCAGCAGCAACAGAUAUCGCAGCCACUUCAAAUUCAGCAACAGAUCUUACAGCAGCAGCAACAACAGGCGGCGGUUUCGCACCAACAGCAGAUAUUGCAGCAGCAACUGGCCCAACAUCAGCUACAGCAACUCCAGCAGCAGCAGCUUCAACAGCAGCAACUUCAACAACAGCAGCAACACCAAAUCCAACAGCAGCAGCAACAGCAAAUCCAACAGCAGCAGCAACAGCAAAUCCAACAGCAACAGCAAAUCCAACAACAGCAACUCCAGCAGCAGCAACAAUUCGUGCAACAAUACGGGCAGGUUAUGCCUCAACAGCAAAUAAUAUCAGGAUCGCAGGUGAUUGCAUCGCAGCAAAUUCAGCAACCUAUGCAGAUCCCAGUUCAGAUGCAAGUGCCACCAACUUCAGUAGCCCCUGCAAUGCAGCAAUCAUUGCCGCAGUCGUACAGCCAGCAGCCUCCGCAAGUGCCACUUGGUGAUCCGCAACAGCAGCAGCAUACGGGAUUUUCGGCCGUACAACCACAGCAACAACUAUUUGUGCCACAACCCACACAGCAACCCAUCCAGUUGUCCAUGCCUUUGGAGCAGCAAUUGCAACAGCUCCUGCACAGCCAGCCGCCCCAGCAGCAACAACCACAGCAACCGAUAAACCAGCAGCAGCACCAACCCUUGAUCCAGCAUCAGCAGCCUUUGGUCCAACAGCAACCACAACCGCAGCCACAACUGGCUCCCGUGGUUCAGCAGCAACAGCCCCAACAACAGCAGCAACAGCCCCAACAACAGCAGCCUCAACCAGAACAACACACACAGAUUUCUUCGCAAGUCCCUAUCCAACAGGAUAAUCCGCAGCCAAUCCAGGUUCACCAAGAACUCACUGUUGCAUCGGAAAGUGUGCCUGUUAAUAGCGCCCAAACAAAUCUCGAAGGUCCACCCAAAGCAGAAACUCAGACAUCUGUAGAUGCGGAAAAGCAGCAGAAACAACAAGGCACAGCAACACGUUCCCAGAAACCAAGGCGUUCCAACCGGAGCGGCAACGAUAGAAUUCCCAAACUAAGUGUUACCAGUGUGGACGAGGGCAGCGUCAUAAAUUGCCACAUGGAAAACAAACUCAAAACGAUUACAUUCAAAUUCGACAUAGGAGAUGUAAAUCCAGUUGAAAUUGCCAAUAAAUUGAUCGCCCAAGAUUUGCUUUCUAAUUGCCAAAGUACAGUUUUUGUGGAAAUGAUCAAUGAAAUUGUUGACCAAGUCAAACAGAAUCCCAAUCAAAUCCCUAUACCGACUAAUUAUCGCCGCAAUAUAGAAAAGCGGGAUGAAACCGCCAGCGACAUUACAAAGAUGUUUGAACCCACUAUCCAUGGUGUUGAAACUCUGCCUUCCGGCGGAGGAGGCGCUGAGCCAUUGAACCCCAAUUUAACUUUCGAAGCUAGGUCCAACUUAUCGAAUCCGCAAGAGCCGCAGUUGAAUGUUGGAACUCCACCCACAACCACUUCGACCAUGUCUUCCUCAUCAACCGCAUCGAGGGAUGCGCCUAAUAGCAGCAAUGACGUGACCAUCGGAUCUGGAUCCGUAUCUCGCAAGACAAGCACAGCCUCGGAAUACACUUCGCUGUCUAUUGACUAUAUGCCCGACAGCAACAUAACUCCAACUGGUCCGGAACCACCUUUCGACGAUGGCAAGGACAAGUCACUGAAUGUGCAUCAAAAGCCUUGCUCCCUUGCUAUCGCCAGAAUGCAAAAGCUUUUGGAGUCGGCCGGCGGAGGGGCUCCUCGGAGCCUGAAUCUGCCCUUGAAUCGUAACAUACAGGAGAUUCAGGAGGACUUGAAGCAUACUAGAAGCCUCGACGACUUGACCGCUGUAAAAAUAACCUUUGACAUGCCUAAUAAAGCCGCAUCGGAGCCUUCGGAUGACCCUCAGCCAUCCAAUGCGGUAGAAGCAGAUAAGUCGAAAGAUAAAUCCGCCCAGGCAGUGGGAGCCCAGGGAACCGGCGCGGCCAACACUCUGGAGCAGUUAAAGAUAGAACUGGAGAAUAUAACUCACGCCCACGCUUUUGCCUCCGCUGUAGUGGCCUCCAUCAAUAACAGAGCUCCUCACCAGGCCUCCCCUGCCAUGUCUUCACUCAAGGCUACUUCUGGACAACCUCAAGAGAUAAACAAGUCAAAUAACGGAGGAGGAGCAUCCGCACCCUCAGUGGGUCAGAAUACUCCCACUGCAGCUUUGACAUCCGCCAGGGGCUCUGGUUCCUCCGUCUACAAUUCACGGCGCACUUCCAUCGACAACAGCAUGGGCUCUGAUGUGCACUUGCACACUGCCACUAAUCUUGAAGGGACGAUCAGUAAUUCGGAUCUUACUCCAACUGAAGCAUCAGUUGCAAUUACCAUAGGCACGGGCCACGAGAAGCAACUGUCUAAGCAGCCUAGCUUGGAAAAACCAUCGACCACAUCCAUUUCGACCAACAACAGUGAACCGCCGCAAAGAAAUCCCAGUAAUGGAUCACUUAAUCAGAACUCAAUAGCAGAUUUGGAAAAGAAAUUGGCGGCUUUGCGAAAUACCGAAAACGCAGAAGAGUCUGGUCCGGCCACAUUGUCGGUUGUACCUAAGCAAAUUGAAGAGGUCGUGAAUCCGAGUGCCCGUAAAAUUUCGCGGUUCAGUGUCAGUCGUGUGCAAGAGCAGAAAAAUUCAACCGGUGUGGAGGAACCUGCACAAGGGCAAUUGAAAAUCGACCUACAAGUGGCAGGCGCUGGAGGCCAGGUGCAGACCAACAAUUCAGUGCCGAACGGCAGUGUCGUCAAUACUCCAACCGAAGUCAUCAGCUCGCCCAUUCAAAAUGUUCCGCUGGCCAUUAACGGAAUACAGUUGAUUUAUCAACAGCCUCAGCAGAUCCACCAGUUGCCUGGUGGAGCCUCCACUUCUACGAGUGCAACAGGAAGUCAGUGCAUUGUGGUUCCCCAAGUAAUUAAUCAGAAUGGGACCCACAUACAACAAAUGUCUAAUCUACAACAACAACAGCAGCAGCUUGUGCAUCCCAAUAUGCCACAACAGCCUCAGCAGACGCCACUCAAUGGGCAUCCACCCAUGGUCAACAGUCUCCAGCAGCAGCCACCACAACAAUCCAUGCCGAUGCAGUCGAUGCAGCCGCAGCAGCAGAAUCAAAUGCCUCUAAUGUCGCAACAACAGCAGCAGAUCCUGAUGCAGCAGCAACAACAGCAGGGAUCCCAGCAGGGAUCGCAGCAAUUUAACUUGUCUGGGACACAGCAGACUCAUCCCCAGCAUCAAUUCAUUCAGACGCAGCCCAACCAACUUCACUCGCUUCCGCCCCAAGUGGUGAGCAUGGCCCAGGCAAUACCGCAUCAGCUUCCUCCUAUGCAGACUAUGUCGGCUCAGCAGCAAAUGAUCUCGCAACAACAGCAUCAGAUGCAAAUGCAAUCACACAUGCAGCAACAAAGUGUGCCGGGAAUGUACGGCCAGCAGACUGGAGCUCGUGUGGCUGCGCCACAAAACUUCCAAGGCGCUGUCCCUAAUCAUUUGUUGCAACAGUCACCUCUGAUGGCAUCCCAGCAGCCUGCACAGCCCAUGCAACACGUUAUGCAACCGAUUUUUAACGCAUCGUCUGGUGAAGUUGCCGAAGAGCCAGUGUCUUUAGCAGCUACGCAUCCACACUUAUUACCAAGCGAUAUACAAUCCGAUAUAAAGCACAAUUUAGACUCGUUGGUCAACCAGUUGUGCAACACGCGCUUGGGCACUAACCAGCACCAACGCCUGUUGUUGUUGCGUCAGAGACAACUCAUCGAAGAGGACGAGCUGCGUCUUAAGCAUUAUGUGGAAUACGAAAAGUUUCAAAAGGCACUGCGCCAAUCUAUUAGCACAAACGUUCCAGCGACUGCAGCUUACUAUUCUACAGCUGCCGCACAGCUUCCAACUAAUUUGGCAGCUCAAGCAGCACCGUCCUCAUCGAAUCCGACAUCCACUAGCUCCGCAAACACAUAACUGCGCUAACUGUUUUGCUUCAUGCACCUUUGACAAGCCAUACUAACAGCUCUACUCUAUGUUCUCGGCAAUAUAAUUGGCUCGAGUGUGAGGACGUGGAUCUGGAGGUAGAUUUUAAGUAAAAAGUUGUCGAAUGUUACGGGGUUGUCUGUAAAUAUUAGUCAAACGCUUCUUGUUGAUAUGCCAUUGUUUUAAACUUUUCUUUCUGUUUCACUUUUAAUUUAAAAUUCCUAAUUUCCAAUUCUUGGCUUUCGUUUAUUUGUUUAAAAUAAAUAUUAAAUUUUUGUAUGAACUUUUAAAGCAAAUUGUACAUUUUAUUAGUAAAAAAAACUGUAAAUAAACAUUUCGAUAAUGUAAUAAUAUAACAAUGCAUAUAGGAAUAUUAUAUAUUAGUCAUCAUUUAUUCAAAGUGAUGUAUACAUACUGCGUAGUUACUAAAUAAAUAACUUAUUACCGAAA